Molecule: messenger RNA, 159 nt
Organism: Verticillium alfalfae VaMs.102
Lineage: Eukaryota; Fungi; Ascomycota; Sordariomycetes; Glomerellales; Plectosphaerellaceae
Exons: 1
Coding region: 1-159 (52 amino acids)
Biological process (GO): protein modification process; mRNA splicing, via spliceosome
Cellular component (GO): cytoplasm; nucleus
Molecular function (GO): protein tag activity
Source: RefSeq, a predicted model, not a curated record
AUGUUCAAGAUUAUGGUGGCAGCGCGGGUCGGUAGGAAGCCGCACGAGAUCUUGCUGAAGAGGCAGGGCGAGAGGCCGUUCAAGGACCAGCUGACCCUGGAGGACUACGGAGUGAGCAACGGGGUACAGCUAGACCUGGAGGUGGACACGGGUGAUUAA